GGCUUGAUCUUCCUCCUCGGCUUUGAUCUUCCUCUCCUCCGUCUCCAUCGGCUCCCCCUUCGUCGGCUCCCCCUUCGUCGGCUCCCCCUUCGUCGGCUCCCCCUUCGUCGGCUCCCCUGCCCACCCAAGACAUGGCCAUGAGUUCAGCAGCCACCCCAGUGGAGAUCUACAUCCUGAGCGCCUUCGUGGCUUUCCUCAUCGUCGCGGUCUCGUCGCUGGUCCGCUUCCGAUCCUCCAUCCAGCAGUCCAUCCUGUCCUCGCGCUCACGCUUCCUGGCCUCGCUGCCGAGCCACCAUGGCUCCAGCACAUCCUUCAUCAUCGGCUUCUUCCACCCGUACGCCGAUAUGGGCGGCGGAGGCGAGCGAGUCCUGUGGUCCGCCAUCCAGGCCAUCCAAGCCAAGUACCCGACUGCCAUCGUCGUAGUCUACGCCUGGGACCGCAUCGGCGAAAAGGACCAGGUCCUCGUGAAGGUCAAGAGCCACUUCAACCUCGCCAUCGACUCGGACCGGCUGCACUUUAUCAAACUGAAGGAUUGGAUUUGGCUCGAGGCGAGAAAAUAUAAGCGAUUGACGAUGGUGGGCCAGUCGCUCGGCUCGAUCUGGGUGGUCUGGGAGGCCCUGGGUGCCCUUGCCCCCGACAUCUUUGUCGAUUCCAUCGGAUGCGCAUUCACGUUUCCGAUCGUCAAGCUCUUUGGUGCCUCUGUCGUUGCCUACGUGCAUUAUCCCACCGUGAGUUCGGAUAUGCUCCAGAAGGUUGCCAGCAGGGUUGCUGACUACAACAACAAAGGAUCCAUUUCAUCCAACCCCAUCAAGAGUUUUGCCAAGCUGUGGUAUUACCGUGUGUUUGCUGUUGUCUAUGCCGGCAUGGGUCUCUUUGCCGACGUCAUCAUGGUCAAUUCCACCUGGACCUACAACCACAUUGUCUCAAUCUGGCGCCGCCCAAAGUCCACGACGAUCGUCUAUCCUCCCUGCAACACCGAACGGCUCCUCGCCAUUCCACUGAGCCGUCCCAGACAGCGCACCAUCCUCUCUGUUGCCCAGUUUCGACCCGAGAAGGCCCACAUGCUCCAGCUCGAGGCCUUCAAGCUCUUCCUGACGGAGAACCCCGAAUAUCGCGAGGGCGUGAACUCUGCCCAGCUGGUUCUGUUGGGCGGCAGCCGCAACGACGAAGACCAGAAGCGAGUCCAGGAGCUUGAGUCUGCCAUCAAAGUCCUUGGGCUCCAGGGCAAUGCCCAGAUCAUCGUGAACGCCUCGCAUGAAGUCCUUGGCCAGUACCUCUCCCAGUCCAUGAUCGGCUUGCACACUAUGUACAACGAGCACUUUGGAAUCGGUGUUGUGGAAUACAUGGCUGCUGGCCUGAUUCCCCUUGUCCACAAGUCCGGCGGACCGAUGAUGGACAUUGUCGUUCCGUUUGAGAACGGCCCGACCGGAUUUCUUGCCGAGACCGAGGAGGAGUUUGCAGCCGGAUUCAAGGCCAUCUUUGCCAUGUCCACGGCCGAGCAGAGCCAGAUGCGCGAGCGGGCCCGCAAGUCAGUCUCGCGCUUCUCGGACCAGAUCUUCAAGGACUCGUUCAUUCAGCAGAUCUCGCCUGUCUGCCAAAAGUACUGUGCCAAGCCAUAGAUCAAUACAGCCGAUCGACUCUGGCCGUCGUGCUGCCGUCGUACUGCCGUCGUGCUGCCGGCAUGCCCGAGCUGUUGAUUGGGAUAUCCCUGCCCGACGCC
Messenger RNA from Polychytrium aggregatum, 1720 nucleotides. RefSeq names its product mannosyltransferase. Gene Ontology annotation, biological process: protein N-linked glycosylation. NCBI's taxonomy places the organism in Eukaryota, Fungi, Chytridiomycota, Chytridiomycetes, Polychytriales. Gene Ontology annotation, cellular component: endoplasmic reticulum membrane. The coding region runs from base 132 to 1619 and encodes 495 amino acids. The record is from RefSeq and is a predicted model, not a curated record. The transcript is spliced from 8 exons. Gene Ontology annotation, molecular function: GDP-Man:Man(3)GlcNAc(2)-PP-Dol alpha-1,2-mannosyltransferase activity.